AUGACGGAAGAUGGCUUAGAAGAUUUGAUAAGUUUUCCUAAUUGGUCAGCAGAUGGUACCUUUAAAGUCAGUCCAUCAAUAUAUUAUCAGCUAUAUUAUAUCCAUAUCCAAGAAAGUACAUUUAGUAUUCCCAGAGUGUUUGCCCUUCUUCCAGGUAAGACAAACGAAACAUAUGUUCGUCUAUUUACAUAUUUGUUGCAACUCAGACUGCAACUUAAUCCAAAAUCUUUGUUGACAGAUUUUGAAUCAGGAGCUCGGAAAGGUUCUGUAGAAAAGUUUCCAGAAGUAACAAUAAAUUCAUGUCAUUUUCAUUUAUCUAAGUCUAUUUUAAAGAAAAUCUGUGACCUAGGAUUAAGACAACGGUAUAAAGAAGAUGAAGUAUUCAUUUUGAAAAUUAGAUGUUUUCCCGCAUUAUCAUUUUUUCCUUUAAUUGACGUUGUCGGCGGUUUUAUUGACUUGUCCGAAUUUUGA
This is a messenger RNA of Octopus bimaculoides (California two-spot octopus), 471 nucleotides long. RefSeq lists its product as uncharacterized. NCBI's taxonomy places the organism in Eukaryota, Metazoa, Mollusca, Cephalopoda, Octopoda, Octopodidae. The record is from RefSeq and is a predicted model, not a curated record.